Priapulus caudatus is the source of this 420-nucleotide messenger RNA. RefSeq lists its product as uncharacterized. Bases 5 to 373 code for a protein of 122 amino acids. The record is from RefSeq and is a predicted model, not a curated record. The transcript is spliced from 5 exons. Gene Ontology annotation, molecular function: cysteine-type peptidase activity. Gene Ontology annotation, biological process: proteolysis. Lineage: Eukaryota; Metazoa; Priapulida; Priapulimorpha; Priapulimorphida; Priapulidae.
CACCAUGUUUAACACGGAUCUCGCCACGCUGAUGCCGGACCAGUGGCUAAAUGAUAAAGUCAUCGAUGGGUACUUGACAAUCACCAUAAAAGAGGCCCAAGCCAAGAAGUAUCAUGCCAUGAAUUGUGUGACUGUUGGCCAGAUUUUUCAAGGAAUUUACAGGAGUCUGUCUGUUAAACAUAAGAACAUGAUGCUCUCUACGCACAACAGAACUCUCUGCCCAGUUAACACUGGAGGAUGUCACUGGUUGUUGGUGGUUGUUGAUCCAGAAAAAAAAAUUGAUUUACUACAACAGUCUUGGGGAAAAUGCGGGCAUGACCCACAAACUGUUGCGCAACUGAAGAGGUUUCCUGCGACAUCACAAAGAAAAUAAUGGAGAAUGGACGAUCACGAGCUGUGUCCAUCAGUUGCAACAUGACA